AUGGGAAAGAAGAGAAAGGCACCUCGGUCGGGCGACCAGUCCAAGGGUCCCCGCGAACUCGAUGAUGCCGAUGCGCGCCUGGGACCCAUCACCACCUACGAGGAUGUCGCAAACUCCGAGGACGAGUUCUUCCUGGCGCGCGACGACUUGAUGCUAGAUGAUGAGCCUGGCUCUAAGCGCCGGAGGAGAGCCGACGAUGACAUUGAACUCUCCGAUGAGGAGGUUCUGGGCUACGACGAAUCCGACUCCGAGGAUGAGAAACCCAAGGCCAAGUCCAAGAAAGGCAAGCGUGGAUCAAAGGCAGAUGUGUCCGACGAAGAGGAGGAGGCGGGCGAGGAUGAAGAGGGCGACGAGGGCUGGUGGGGAUCCUCAAGGAAAGAGUACUAUAACGCCGACCAAAUCGAAACCGAGGCCGACGCUCUGGAAGAGGAGGCCGAAGCCAAGCGCCUGCAACAGAAGAAGCUGUCCAAGAUGACGGACGAGGAUUUCAUCUUUGACCAGGACGAGUGGCUGGAGGCAGAACCCGAAAAGGGCGAAGAGGAUGAGGACAAGGUCACCGAGGUUCUCAAGGACAUCGAGGUCACGGACGACAUGAGUGUCGAGGAACGUUACAAACUUCUCAAGGCUCGAUACCCCGAGUUUGAACAUCUGGUAAAAGAAUUGGAAAUACACCACCCUCUGCUGGAGACCCUCAAAGCCGAGACCAAGAACAGCACCGGGAAAUCUCUAAACGAUGUCAAAUACUGGGUCCUCGGCUGCUAUGUUGCCGCCCUAGCAAGCUACUUUGCCGUCAUGACCUCGCCGGCUAGGGACGCAAGCAAAGCACAAAAAUCACUUGACCCUUCGGAACUACGAGAUCACGAGAUCAUGGAGACUCUUCUCAGCUGUCGUGAGGCAUGGCGAAAAGUCAAAGACCUCAAGUUUUCAACCACCGCCCUGGAUACGGAUGCAGACAUUACCAUCCACGAUGCUGAUGAGUUGAACGGGGACCUUCAAUUGAAGAAGUUGAAGAAGGCAAAGAACAAGGAGGAGAAGGCUGCUGCGGCGAAGCGAGCCAAGAAACUGGAGAAGGCCAAGGCUGUGGAGGAAACCGUUGCAGACCUGUACGACUUGCCAAUUGGUACCUCGUCCAAGAAGAAGAGCCAGAAGAAGGUUGCCAAGAAGGCGGCUGCAGCCCAGGACUCAGAUUCAGACUUCGGAGAAGAGACGACACUGGAUGACCGCACCGCCGCUGACAAGGCUGCUCGCAAGAAGUCACUCAAGUUCUACACUUCCCAAAUCGCCCAAAAGGCCAGCCGCCGUGCUGGUGCUGGUCGCGAUGCUGGUGGUGAUAUGGAUAUUCCCUACAGGGAGCGUCUCAAGGAUCGCCAAAUCCGUCUACUCGCCGAGGCAGAGAAGCGAGGCAAAAAGGGAUCCAAGCUUGGCGCCGACCUGGGAGAUGAUAGUGACGAAGAUGAUGGAGCUGCCGCCAAGUCCCUCCGAAACAAUGAGGACGAAUACUACGACAUGGUGGCACACAAGGCCAAGGGCAAGAAGGAGGACAAGCUGGCACGCUAUGCCGCCUAUGCUGCUGCCAGCAAAGCCGACAGAGUCGUAGAGGAUGAACAGAUUGGGGAGGACGGAAAGCGAAAGAUCACCUACAAGAUUGAAAAGAACAAAGGCCUCGCGCCCAGCAGGAAGAAGGAAGUCAGAAACCCAAGAGUCAAGAGGAGGAUGCAGUACGAGGCAAGGCAGAAGAAGCUGCGCAGCAUGAAGCCGACAUGGAAGGGCGGCGAGCCCAAGGGAGGAUACCAAGGAGAGCUCUCUGGUAUCAACACACGGGUGAUCAAGAGUGUCCCGCUAUCGUAA
This is a messenger RNA of Clonostachys byssicola, 1848 nucleotides long. The record is from the annotation of a GenBank genome assembly. NCBI's taxonomy places the organism in Eukaryota, Fungi, Ascomycota, Sordariomycetes, Hypocreales, Bionectriaceae.